AUGCCUCCCCUUCCGCCCACAUUGGAAUGCUAUCACGACCAAGCCAGUAUCGUGAACACAUACAACAUAAUCCUCAGACUUGAAAAGGCAAUUCAAGGUGAGAUUGACUCGGGGAAGAAAAUGGAGAAGCAGAUGAUUUAUUGCCAAAUACUUGGCUACCUCUUCCACCAUUUUCCGGGUCGCCAGUUGAAUGACGACUUCGUUCGGGAGAUCUCAACAAUCAGUUCCGACGACGAAAAACUGUUGGAGUUAGGGCAGCACUUCUAUCAGUUUUUCAUGCGACUCUGUGCGUCCUCCAAGUUAACAGCUUUACUCCAGACAUACUUAACCAACAAAGUCAUAUCUAGCCAAAAGCACACACGGACGCCUUCGUCUGACUCAUCUCGAUCGUCGUUUGACGAAGCCACAGAUCAGAUGAAGGACAUGUCGGGUGAGGCCCCUCAAAAUUAUCAAACUGCUAAGAAGCUCGCCCUCGCUAGGGAUGGUUAUCAGUGUGUUGUCACCAAAUCUUAUGAUGCGCCCGCCGCCAUGCGUAACAGCGAGUUGCGAGAGAUCGUUUACAGGGAACAGGGGUCUGUGAGGAUUACUCACUGUGCUCACAUUUUUCCGGAGCUUAUCACCGCAAACAGCACAUCAGGCUCAAACAUGGACCACUGUACUGCUUCUGUUUGGGCAGUGCUUGACUGCUUGGGCUACCAGCACCUACGGGAGGAGCUCAAUGGUUCCAAUAUACAUCGACUUGAAAAUGUCAUGACGAUGGACCUUACCACUCACCUGCUGUUUGAUUCAUUGUGGAUAUGGCUUUCUGAAACGAGCAUACCCAAUACGUACAGACUCGAAGCAAGCACGAGCGUCCUCCUUAACCACCGCCCAGAAUAUGUGACCUUUGCAACCACGGAUCCAAAAUAUCCCCUUCCUAGUCCAAACUACCUUGCUAUUCGCGCCGCUUGUGCGAAGGUUGCCCAUCUCUCCGGUGCAGCCAAGUAUAUUGCGGAAGUGUUAAGUCGCAUGGAAGACACUUGUGUCUUAGCGGAGGAUGGAGGGUCGGCAGAGCUUUUACACGAAGCAAUUUUGUCUUCGAUGCAGGCUAUUUGA
Molecule: messenger RNA, 1095 nt
Organism: Pisolithus orientalis
Lineage: Eukaryota; Fungi; Basidiomycota; Agaricomycetes; Boletales; Pisolithaceae
Exons: 4
Coding region: 1-1095 (364 amino acids)
Source: RefSeq, a predicted model, not a curated record